This is a messenger RNA of Zerene cesonia (dogface butterfly), 2269 nucleotides long. RefSeq lists its product as uncharacterized. Gene Ontology annotation, molecular function: growth factor activity; Toll binding. Gene Ontology annotation, biological process: regulation of Toll signaling pathway; central nervous system formation; innate immune response. The record is from RefSeq and is a predicted model, not a curated record. Lineage: Eukaryota; Metazoa; Arthropoda; Insecta; Lepidoptera; Pieridae. Gene Ontology annotation, cellular component: extracellular region. Bases 159 to 1325 code for a protein of 388 amino acids. The transcript is spliced from 10 exons.
GUAUCUGUGAUUCAGUCGACUCCAAUCGGCCGGCUGUAUAGAACGCAGCUAUCGCCAUUAAAAAAAUAUGCGGUGACCGCGCCAAAAUAGAAAGUUGCAUUUUUUUAUUUUUAUUUAUUGUGCAUUGUGCAGUGUGCGUAUUUAGGACAAAAUCGAAAAUGUUACCAUUUUUUGUUUUUCUGACGUUAUCAGCGGUGCUGUGCGCGAGCGAACCCACGGCGGAGCCCAAAGCUCUACCGACAGACACACAAACAGAUCCGGAGGAGCCUCCUGAGGGGUACUAUGCCUUCGUCGAGUCUCCUAAUGCUACCCCGCCGAGAGUUCGACCGCCGCCGUACAGGCAGGUGGCUAGCGAAUGUGCCGAAGCCACGGAGUCCCGGGCGCACGUGAGCGCAAACAACCUGUGCGGGGACCUCAACAGAGGUCUGAUACCUAGGAACCCUAUGGGCCAAAACCCUAACGGAGAACCUUAUCCUUUCGAACUAAUCCGCAAUCACACGCUGCGCUACCUGUCGCGCACGCUGCCCGUGCUACGCGCGGACGACGCGCUGCCGCGCGUAGCGCAUGUGGCGAGCGCUACGAGUGCUACGGGCGCGGCGGCUACGAGCGCUACGCCGCCCAGCGCCACGUACGGCGCGCCGCUGCCGCACGCUGUGCCCGAUAUGCAUCAUAACAGGUUAGAAGAGCGUAAUAAGCGCGCCGCGAGCGAAGUGGACGCGAGCGAAACGGGAGCGAAGCGUGCGGUUGCUAGAGAGAGCAGAAAGUUCUGCGACGGGGGCGGAGUUUUCUGCAUGUUAUAUCGUGCGAUAAAUGGAGACAGUGCUGGACCCGAACGGCGAGAGGACCCCGGAGUCGUUCCUCAUACACCUCAUGCACCACACAGAUAUGAGGGCCCGCCGACGCCGUGCCCCGCGCGCGUGGAGUACGCGACGCCGGUGUUCGCGCGCAACUACCAGGGCGUGUGGCGCUACGUCGUGCAGAUCCCCUACGAGGGGUACUUCACGCAGACCGUCGAGGUCACGCGAUGCAUGCAGUCCCGCUGCCACUACCUGGAGGGCGGCUGCCUGAGCUCGCCGCGCUGGGUGUCGCUGCUCGUGGCCGAGCUGCACUACCCGCCCGACGCGCAACAGGAACAAUACCAGCAGUUCGCAAAUCAAAAGGGUGAUGUGACGACCGAAAAGCCGCUGCAUUGUGAUGGACACGACGAGCUCGGUUGCUAUCAGGUCCGUCUGUACUACGACUGGUUCCUGGUGCCCGGCUCGUGCAAGUGCUGGCGCCCGGACUACUUCGCGCGCUACGUGCGCCGCAAGCACAACGAGCUCUAAGUCUCUCUAUGCCUUGCCAUCUUGUGCAAUCUCUGAAUAUAAUUAUCAUACGGCUAUUUCAUAUCAUCUGGUGCGAGUUCUAAAUGUUACUAUUAUACGGCUUAUAUUGCCAGUUAGACGAAUUAUUCAAAUGAAUCAAUAGCUAUUAAUGUUGACGCUAACAAAGUAUAAGCGACAUGGUCAGUUUUAUUAAAUUCACCUAAUAAAAAAGACAGUAAAAUUAUUAAAACUAAAGUGACAUUUUAUUGACGUGUUGCUAGUUAUGAAAAUAAGUUAACAUUUCACAAUGUUGUCAAUUGCGAUGCGUUCGACGCAGAACUGAUAACCACUAAUGUUUGAUGUCUCUAAUGUUGCUAGCUGUGAAAUGGUUCAAAAAAAAAAAUGACGUAUAUCGACUCGGCGCUACAAACAAUGUUAAAAUUUAAAUAACAAUAAUAUAUAACCGGUAAUAAAUUACUAACGCUUGAAUGUGUAAAUGUACAUACAAAAAAUAGGUAUGUAAUGUAGGUAUUUAUUUAGUUAAUUGUCUUUUAAUAAUGUUGGGUGCUAGUAAUAUGCUAAGACUGUCUUAAAUAAUGUUUAUAUAAUGUUAUAUAAUUUAUGUACCCUUAAAGUGCUUUGUCGUUUAGUUUUUAAUUAUCACAUACUUUUAUAAUGUAAUCUAAAUAUUUUAUUUAAGGUGCAUUUAGAUCUCUCUUAGAUACAGUAGUCGCCAUUUUUGAAGUUGGCAGCACUUUAACAGUAUGAAGUUUAUAAUCUAUAACUUUAGCUUUCAAAACUGAAAUUUUGGCGCUUACUGUAUCAGUAUGUCACAAAAUACCUAGGUGGUUUUAUUAAUUAGUAAAAAUAUUUAGCUCAAUGUGCAUUUAUUAAUCUAAUAGUUCUUAAUUAAGUUUUUCGCAUUACGGUUAUACAAUGACGUUUAAUAAAGUGUUAUAAGCAAA